AUGUCAUCCAUAACAACAAUUUCAACAACAGCAAAAGUCAAAGAAACAGAGUCAAAUCAAUGUCCUGUCCUCAACGGGGAGCCUUCGGGCUGCCCCUACUCCAAAGGAGAAAAGAUACCAGGCCCAACCGCCUAUCCCCUGAUCGGCAGCAUCCCACACCUUGACCUCAAGGCUCCUUUUGAAUCUAUGUUGGCAAUCCAAAAACAGUACGGCCCAGUCUUCCAGAUGGUGUUUGCAGGCAAGCGCGAGAUCAGCGUGUGCACGCGGGAGCUGGCUCACGAGGUGUGUGACGAGACGCGCUGGCACAAGCUCGUAACGAGCGGCGUGUCGACGUUGAGGCAGGUGGUGCAAGACGCACUUUUUACGGCGCACCACGGCAGCCGGCAGUGGGGGAUCUCCCACCGUAUCCUUAAGCCCAUAUUCGGCCCGCUCAGCGUUCGCAGCAUGUUUGACGAGAUGAGUGACGUCGCAGAGCAGCUUUGUCUCAAGUGGGCUCGUCACGGUCCAGACCACGCCAUCGACGUGGCAGGCGACUACACACGUCUGACCCUCGACACCAUUGCCCUCUGCAUGAUGGAUUAUCGCUUCAAUAGCUUUUAUCGCGACGGCCAGCACCAUCCCUUUGUCAAGCACAUGGUCUCCAUCCUGAGCGAGGCCGACAUCCAAGCCAUGUUGCCGGAUUGGGCCGGUAUCUUUCGCCCCAGGGCCAUGCGCAAGUUCAAAAAGGACAUUCAGCUCAUGACAGACCUGUGCAGGGGCAUGGUCGAAGCCAGGAGGCGCAACCCCGUGGUGCGGCGCGACUUUCUAAACGCCAUGCUGAAGAACAGCGACCCGGAGACGGGGGAGCGUCUCGACGACGACGAGAUCGUACGCAACCUCAUCACCUUCCUGGUGGCCGGGCACGAAACCACCUCUGGCAUGUUGUGCUUUGCCACCUACUACCUCCUCACCCACCCGGAGACGCUCGCCAGGGCGCAAAAGGAGGUCGACGACGUGGUCGGCACGGGCCCAGUGACUGCCAGCCACCUCGGAAAGCUGCCGUACCUGGACGCCGUGUUCCGCGAGGCGCUACGGCUGAUGCCCACUGCGGUUGCCUUCUACGUGACGCCCUACAAGCCCGAGAUGCUGGGUGGCAAGUACCUCGUCCAGCCUGGCGAGGCCGUCUGUCUGCUUCUGGACCCCAUCCACCGCGACAAGGCCGUCUACGGGCCCGACGCUGACGAGUGGAAGCCGGAGCGUAUGUUGCAGGACGAGUUCGAGGCGCUGCCGCCGGAUGCGUGGAAGCCGUUUGGCAACGGGCAGCGUAUCUGUCUGGGCAUGGCGUUUACGUGGCAGGAGUCCAAGCUCGCCAUGGCUAUGCUGUUGAAGAAUUUUGACCUGAGCAUGGAUGAUCCCGAGUACAAGCUCAAAAUCAAACAUCUCUUAACCAUCAAGCCAGAGGGGUUCAAUAUCAGGGCGAAACUGAGACAUGGGAGGACGGCAACGGAUCUGCACGGAGACCUGAGACAGGCACGGCCGGAAGGCAAAGAGACGGCGAUGCGUCAGGAUAUUCCCCUGGACCAGGAAAGAGAAAUAUCCAUACUCUACGGCUCAGAUACCGGCACUUGUGAGGCCCUCGCCAACCGCCUCGCCUCCCAUCUCGACAGCCGCGGAUUCAAAACAACGGUCGGGACAAUGGACUCGGCCGUUGGCAAGCUGCCCCAGCUCUCCGUCUUCAUAUGCGGCACGUACCACGGAAAACCAGCCGGGAACGCGGUAAAGUUCAUGGAGUGGUUGGAACAGCUACAACCCGGCGAUCUGGGUCACAAAUCCAACGCACCGCGGUAUUCCGUCUUGGGGUGCGGCCACAGCGACUGGGCGUCGACAUUUUACAUGUUUCCUCUUAUGCUUGACGCUCGGCUCGAGGUGGCCGGCGCGGCACGGCUGAUGCCCAUGGGAAAGAUAAAUAACGCCAAGGAUGACGCUUUUGAGGUUUUGGAUCGUUGGACAACCGGGCUGCUGGGCGCGGUGCAAGACGGCCAACCAGGGACUGGUUCAUCAUCGCCAUCACCAGCCGUCAAAAUAACAGUCACAAAGACUCCUGACAAGGUGCCAACAACCCCUGCCCCUCCCUCAGGCUUUUCCCAAGCAACCGUAACAAGCGCAAAGACUCUGGCUGUGAACCCAGCCACGAGACGUCUGGAAAAGGGCCACAUCGAUUUCGUCCUUCCCGCCGACGCUAGAUACGAACCAGGCUGGCACGUGCAGGUCAUGCCACGGAACGACAGCGCUACCCUCGAGCGCGCCUUGGCCCGUUUUGGCCUGCGCAACGACGACGUGGUGGUCGUGAGCAGCGAGGGCGGGAGUGGUCUCGGGCUUGACCUCCCAGUUGACGUGCCCAUCCAUGCCUCGCACCUUUUCGCCAGCAAAGAUCUGCGACGUGCCAUCACAAGGCCGGAAGUCCUCGACAAGUUAUCCGAAGUGGCCGAUGACAACAAGACUAAAGACGAGUUGACAAAACUCAAGUCGGCAAACCUGGAAGAGAACCCACAAAGUCUGCUCGAGGUUCUGGACCGCUUCCCGACCACAGCCGUACCCCUACCCCUGGCAGACUUCCUCGCACUCCUGCCGCGCAUGCAACCACGAACAUACUCCUUCUCCUCGUGUCCGAGCUACAUGGCAGAACUGGACACCAAGACCACUACCACAGCACAAGACCACCAGCUCGCCUCCCUCACCUUCUCCAUCGUCGAUCAGCAAACCUCACCGACUCGCGGCGUCGGCUCCAACUUCCUUUCCUCACUUAAAGCCAACGACCCCAUCCACAUCUCCAUCCGCGCUGGGCAAGACACCAGCACCUUCCGCCUCCCCUCGGACCCCUCCACCCCGGUCAUCAUGAUCGCCGCGGGGGCGGGCAUCGCACCCUUCCGCGGAUUCCUGCAGCAGCGCGUCGAGCUGCUCCGGAAAGGCGUCGGGCUCGGGCCAGCCCUGUUGUUUUUCGGCUGCAGGGGCCCGCACGACGACCUGUACCGCGACGAGCUGGAGGGCUCCUUUGCAGAGGUGGUCACGGUCGAGCGGGCGUAUUCUCGCGCAGCCGGGGGUGUGGCGGGCAGGUAUGUUGCCGAUGCCAUGCUCGGCCCGCGGCGGGAUGAAGUGGUCAAGCUUUGGGGCAAGGGCGCGGUCGUGCUCGUCUGCGGGACCAAGAAGCUCGCGGAAGGUGUUGAGGCAGCGCUGGGCCCGGUUUUGUUCGAGGCAGAUAGGCGGGAGAGUAUAAUUGAGGCGGAUGCUGACCGGGAGGCCUGGUGGGAUGGGUGCGUCGAGAAGGGGAGAUAUGUAAUCGAGGUUUUUGCUUGA
Molecule: messenger RNA, 3333 nt
Organism: Pyricularia grisea
Lineage: Eukaryota; Fungi; Ascomycota; Sordariomycetes; Magnaporthales; Pyriculariaceae
Exons: 1
Coding region: 1-3333 (1110 amino acids)
Cellular component (GO): cytosol
Molecular function (GO): NADPH-hemoprotein reductase activity; flavin adenine dinucleotide binding; aromatase activity
Source: RefSeq, a predicted model, not a curated record